CUCUCUCUGCCUCUCACCAGGAGCCCAGAUGGUAGUGACUGACCUGACAGAACCUGACAAGCGGGCAGAGGCCCUUGGCAAGCUGGGCCUAUGUUUUGGCAUUGGCAUGGUUGCCGGCUCCACCUUGGGCGGUACACUCAGCACACGCUAUGGGGAGACAUUUGCUGCUUGUGUAGCUGCUGGAGGGAGCUUCAUCAGCUUCCUGUUGGUUUGGACGUUUAUCCCUAAACACACUAAGAUACAAGCUCCACAGGACAACACAGACAAGAAGAGCAAUGCCAAGUCAGUCUUUGACCUGGGUGAGAUCACCAGACUGAUGAAGUACCCUGGUGUGGCCAAAACCUUCAUGGUCAAGAUCAUCUCAGGUCUGCCAUCAGGUAUCUUUCAGGUCAUGUUCUCUGUUAUCGCCAUGAACUUCUUCAGCUGGCGCCAGAGCAGAAUGGCUACCUUAUGGCCUACUUUGGGAUCGUGUCAAUGGUAAUCCAAGGAGGAGUGAUUGGCCGGCUGACCUCAAAGUACUCUGAGAACUCACUGCUUCUCCUCUCCAUCGGCAUGUCAAGUCUGGUGGGCCUGGCUCAGGU
Messenger RNA from Oncorhynchus masou masou (cherry salmon), 581 nucleotides. RefSeq names its product solute carrier family 22 member 18-like. The record is from RefSeq and is a predicted model, not a curated record. The transcript has 5 exons. Gene Ontology annotation, molecular function: transmembrane transporter activity. Gene Ontology annotation, cellular component: nuclear envelope. Bases 29 to 481 code for a protein of 150 amino acids. Gene Ontology annotation, biological process: transmembrane transport. Lineage: Eukaryota; Metazoa; Chordata; Actinopteri; Salmoniformes; Salmonidae.